This is a messenger RNA of Owenia fusiformis, 378 nucleotides long. Lineage: Eukaryota; Metazoa; Annelida; Polychaeta; Sabellida; Oweniidae. The record is from the annotation of a GenBank genome assembly.
GAAGUCUAAUGGUAAAGAACUUUGGCAUAAAUUGAUCGUUUCUAUUCUUAAUAAUGAGGAAGCAGAGUACCAAGAUGAAGAUAAAGUGAACAACUAUUUGGCUGAUGGAUAUACUAAAUCUGAGGCAUUAACGCUUUUAUAUAAUCAGUUUAUUUCACGUGUCAGCAAACGAUUUAGAAAGGAAGUUGCUGAUUUAAUGCUGUAUGUCCAUAGGCUAUUGCAAGAUGAUACAUAUAAGAAAUUGAUGCGCACUGCACAAGAUCUUCAUUAUCAAGGAGGUUAUUCCAGAGAAGAAUCCAUCACUGCAGCAGUGUCUUUGAGGAAACAUUUGUUGAAUAAAUUUUUCAAAAAUGCUAGUGAAAUGAACUUUAAUGAGCC